GGCCCAUCUUCUAAUAAUAGUAAAAAGCCCACAAACAGCAAGCUAUGAUUUGUCGUUCAUACUACAUAGAAUUCCAACUUCUGGUGCGUUCCUCUUCUUCCUUCGGUAGAACGGAGCACGACUGGCGCUGCCCAACCCAAGUUUACAGCAGUCAGCUUCUCCACCGAGCGCCGGACUUGGGAAAGCAGUUCCGAUGAGCAGCAAGCAGAGACGGCCGCCGGACCCAGUGGCGGUUCUGAGGGGCCACCGUGCCUCCGUCAUGGACCUCUCUUUUCAUCCUUCCCAACCACUCCUGUUCACCGGUUCAUCGGAUGGCGAACUGAGGAUUUGGGAUACUAUCCAGCAUCGGACUGUAUCAUCAGCUGGGGUGCAUAAUGCAGCACAUGGUAUUGCUUCUGUUGCUUGUACUGCCAACAGAGUUAUCAGCCAGGGCAGGGAUGGGACGGUUAAAUGUUGGGAUAUUGAAGGUGGAGGUCUGCACAGGACUCCGUCUGUUACAAUCAAGACAAACUCUUACCACUUUUGUAAACUUUCCUUGGUGAAGAGGCCUCAAUCUUGUUCUACACAAGUGGAUGGGGUUAAGUGUCAUGAUGGAGAGGACAGAAGGGUUAGGGGGACCACUGAUGAAGAUACUCUAGAUGAUAGUAGAGACAAUGUUGAAGGGAAUCUGCCUGAGCAUCCCAGCGCCUUUGAAGAAAAUACUCAAGAUGAAUUAUCUAAAUAUGUCGCUGUAGCAGGGGAGCAAACUUCUGAGGUUGAGAUUUGGGAUCUUAAUACUGCAGAAAGGUUUGCACAGCUUCCUCAAAGCUGCUUUGGUGGUUCCCCGGGUAUUUCUUCCAAGGAGAGAGGAAUGUGCAUGGCUAUUCAAGCAUUCUCACCAUCUGAAUCACAGGGAUUCCUAAAUGUCUUGGUUGGUUAUGAGGAUGGUUCCAUGCUUUGGUGGGAUAUUAGAAAUCCGGGGGUUCCAAUGACCUCUGUCAGGUUUCAUUCAGAACCAGUUCUAAGUCUAUGCGUGGAUGGGUCAUGCAAUGGUGGUAUCUCAGGAGCUGCGGAUGAGAAAGUUGUGCUGUAUGGUUUGGAUCCUGCAAUGGGUACGUGUGUGAUCAAGAAAGAAAUUAUUUUGGAACGACCUGGAAUUUCAAGCACUUCCAUUCGACCUGAUGGUAAAAUUUUUGCAACCGCUGGCUGGGACCACAGAGUGAGGGUAUAUAACUAUCGUAAAGGAAAUGCUUUGGCGAUAUUGAAGUAUCACCAUGCAACGUGUAAUGCCGUUUCUUAUUCAGCCGAUUGUAAGCUAAUGGCAUCUGCUUCAGAAGACACAACGGUGGCUUUAUGGGAACUCUAUCCUCCUCGAACUUAAAACGAUACGGUGGCUGCUCCCGUCGUUCAAUUUAUUCUGAACAGAUUUAGCGUCCGACAUGAGUCGUCCAUUCCAACUUGAUGGCCUCAUACUGUCUGAGCUUGUGCAAUCUGAACAAUGUGGUGUCUCUUUUUAGGAUACGAAAACAACGUGGUUCGAGGUCCCUAACGAGUGAGUCUUCUACAAGGCACCCGAAAAUUUAAGACCAACCUCAUUUCCUUCCGCUCGAAGCAUGACCUGCAUCCCAUGAGCCAUUCAUUAAGCAGCCUGGCUGGUUUAGUUGCUUAUUAGUGACAUCCUACACGAACAGAUGAUUUGCCUAAAAAAACUCAUUCCACUCAGGUUUUGGCAAGAAAAUUGCGUAUUGGAGUGAUGUUAAAUUGUGCUAAUUAAGUGAUACCUAAUUAGAUGACAUGUUUUGAAGAAGAUAGUAAAUAU
Pyrus x bretschneideri (Chinese white pear) is the source of this 1798-nucleotide messenger RNA. RefSeq names its product protein DECREASED SIZE EXCLUSION LIMIT 1. The transcript is spliced from 15 exons. The coding region runs from base 194 to 1360 and encodes 388 amino acids. The record is from RefSeq and is a predicted model, not a curated record. Gene Ontology annotation, molecular function: protein binding. NCBI's taxonomy places the organism in Eukaryota, Viridiplantae, Streptophyta, Magnoliopsida, Rosales, Rosaceae.